Messenger RNA from Solea solea (common sole), 7399 nucleotides. It is a transcript of the gene ints1, whose product is annotated as integrator complex subunit 1. Gene Ontology annotation, biological process: U2 snRNA 3'-end processing. Bases 143 to 6709 code for a protein of 2188 amino acids. NCBI's taxonomy places the organism in Eukaryota, Metazoa, Chordata, Actinopteri, Pleuronectiformes, Soleidae. The transcript is spliced from 48 exons. The record is from RefSeq and is a predicted model, not a curated record. Gene Ontology annotation, cellular component: integrator complex.
UAGAUUUCGAUACAUGCAGCGAAGAAGACAAUGCUAAUCAAUGGCUGUUUCCGUUAGCUUUCAGACGCAAUAACGUUAUAUUUUAUGUCUAGUGCUGCGUUUAGACAGCGAGCCGUUUAAUGAAACCCAUGACAAAAGCAAAAUGAAUCGCCCAAAACCUCCAACUUUGAGGCGCCCCAGUGCUGCAAAACCAUCAGGUCACCCACCUCCAGGGGAUUUCAUUGCCCUUGGAUCAAAGAGCCAGGGAGGGGAGCCCAAAGCCCCGGCUGUGCUCCUGAAACCAGCAGCUACAGGUUUGCCAGCUGACCGAAAGAGGGAGACAUCCUCCGCUCUGCCUUCCUCAUCGAGUCUGUCCAGCCUCGCCAAACGUCCUAAACUAUCCACCACUCCUCCAGUCAGUGCCCUUGGAAGACUUGCUGAUGUAGCAGCUGUGGACAAGAGGGCUAUAUCACCCUCGAUAAAGGAGCCCUCAGUGGUGCCAAUUGAAGUGUCACCGGUGGUGCUGCUGGAUGAGAUCGAAGCUUCAGAGUCUGAAGGAAAUGACGAUCGCAUUGAGGGACUGCUGUGUGGAGCAGUGAAGCAACUCAAGAUGAACAGAGCCAAGCCUGACAUCACGCUGUACCUCAGUCUCAUGUUCCUGGCCAAAAUCAAGCCCAAUGUUUUCGCAACUGAAGGAAUCAUUGAAGCUCUGUGUAGCCUCCUGCGUCGGGAUGCGUCCAUCAACUUUAAAGCCAAAGGCAACAGUCUGGUGUCCGUUCUUGCCUGCAAUCUUCUGAUGGCAGCCUACGAGGAGGACGAGAACUGGCCAGAGAUCUUCGUCAAAGUGUACAUUGAGGACUCUCUGGGCGAAAGAAUCUGGGUGGACAGUUCUCACUGUAAGGUUUUUGUUGACAACCUCCAAACUGCUUUUGGGACAAAGAUGCCGCCAAAGAGUAUGCUGCUGCAGGCUGACACCACCCGCUCUGGUGGAGAUCUCAGUGCAGGUAGCAGCCCUCACCCUUCGACUCCCGAUGAAGAUGACAGCCAGACUGAGCUGCUGAUAGCGGAGGAGAAACUCAGCCCUGAGGAUGAGGGACAGAUGAUGCCGAGUAGGUAUGAUGAGCUGGCAGAGAGCGUGGAGGACUACGUGCUCGACGUCCUCAGGGAUCAGCUGAAUCGCAGGCAGCCGAUGGACAACGUGUCGCGAAAUCUGCUGCGGCUGCUCACGGCAACGUGCGGCUACAAUGAGGCACGACUCAUGGCCGUGCAGAGGCUGGAGAUGUGGCUCCAGAACCCGAAGCUGACUCGCCCGGCCCAAGACCUCCUUAUGUCUAUGUGUAUGAACUGCAACACCCACGGAGCAGAUGACAUGGAGGUGAUCUCCAACCUGAUCAAGAUUCGGCUCAAACCCAAAGUCCUCCUCAACCACUACAUGCUGUGUGUCAGGGAGCUCCUUAAUGCGCACAAAGACAACUUGGCCACGAUGGUGAAGCUGGUGAUCUUCAAUGAGCUGUCCAAUGCCAGGAAUCCCAACAAUAUGCAAGUCCUCCACACAGUGCUGCAGCACAGCCCAGAACAGGCUCCCAAGUUCUUGGCGAUGGUGUUCCAGGACCUGCUCACCAAUAAGGACGAUUACCUCCGUGCCUCACGAGCAUUACUGAGGGAGAUCAUCAAACAGACCAAGCACGAGAUAAACUUCCAGUCCUUCUGCUUUGGUUUAAUGCAGGAAAGAAAGGAGCCCAGCUAUGUGGACAUGGAGUUCAAGGAGCGUUUUGUUAUCCAAGUGACGGAUUUACUGACCGUCUCCAUGAUGCUGGGCAUCACCGCUCAGGUCAAAGAAGCUGGCAUUGCAUGGGACAAAGGCGAGAAGAAGAAUCUGGAGGGCCUCAGGUCAUUUCAGAACCAAAUUGCUUCCAUACAGAGAGACGCUGUGUGGUGGCUUCACACUGUGGUUCCCACCAUCAGUAAAGUUGGUGCCAAAGAUUAUGUUCACUGCCUCCACAAAGUGCUUUUCACAGAGCAACCGGAGACGUAUUACAAGUGGGACAACUGGCCCCCAGAGGGUGACAGAAAUUUCUUCCUUCGUCUCUGCUCUGAGGUUCCUCUCUUGGAGGACACACUGAUGCGUAUUCUGGUGAUCGGGCUGUCACGGGAUUUGCCGCUGGGUCCGGCCGAUGCCAUGGAGCUGGCAGAUCACCUGGUCAAGAGGGCGGCUGGAGUUCAGUCUGAUGUAGAUCUGGAGGUCCUGAGAGUGGAGAGGAUCCAGCUCAUUGACGCAGUGCUGAAUCUGUGCACAUACCAUCACCCAGAGAACAUUCAGCUGCCAGCAGGGUACCAACCACCAAAUUUGGCGAUAUCCGCUCUCUACUGGAAGGCAUGGCUGCUGAUUCUUGUUGUGGCUGCGUUUAAUCCCCAGAGGAUAGGUUUGGCUGCCUGGGAUGGCUAUCCAACACUGAAAAUGCUCAUGGAGAUGGUCAUGACAAAUAACUACACAUACCCUCCCUGCACCGUUGCCGACGAGGACACAAAGACCGAGAUGAUCAACAGGGAGCUGCAGGUUUCCCAGAGGGAGAAACAAGAGAUCCUGGCCUUUGAGAGCCACCUGGCAGCAGCUUCGACCAAACAGACCAUCACAGAGAGCAACAGUUUGCUGCUGUCUCAACUCACGAGUCUGGAUCCACAGGGUCCUCCUCGUCGGCCUCCACCAGCGGUGCAGGAGCAGAUAAAGAGCCUCAACCAGUCUCUGCGUCUGGGACACCUCCUCUGCCGCAGCCGUAACCCGGACUUCCUCCUCAACAUCAUCCAGAGACAGGCUUCCUCUCAGUCCAUGCCAUGGCUGGCUGACUUGGUUCAGUCCAGUGAGGGGUCCUUGGAUGUGCUCCCAGUGCAGUGCCUGUGUGAAUUCCUCCUGCACGAUGCCGCUGAUGAGAGUCAGUCAAUAGAGGACGACGAUGAAGCGGAGAGCAAGGAGCAGAGAGCCAAAAAGAGACAAAGACAACAAAAGCAAAGGCAGCUGCUUGGAAGACUCCAGGAUCUUUUGUUGGGUCCUAAGGCAGACGAACAGACGACAUGUGAGGUGCUGGAUUAUUUCCUGCGUCGCCUUAGCUCCUCUCAGGUGGCCUCCAGAGUCCUAGCCAUGAAGGGUUUGUCGCUGGUGCUCGGUGAGGGAGGUUUGAAGGACGGAGACGAGCGGGAUCAGCCCAUGGACGAAGAUUCAAUGGAUGCUGAGCUGUUGCCCGGAUACCAGUGGCUGCUACAAGACCUUCCAAAGCUGCCGUUGUUUGACAGUGUCCGCGGAAUGACGUCCACCGCUCUGCAGCAGGCCAUCCACAUGGAGACAGAUCCACAGACAAUUAGUGCCUAUCUCAUCUACCUUUCCCAGCAUGCACCAGUGGAGGAGCAGGCUUCUCAUAAUGACCUUGCUCUGGACGUUGCCCGGCUGAUCGUGGAGCGCUCCACCAUCAUGAACAGCCUCUUCUCUAAACACUCCUCCAGGCCCGAGUCUGAGGCCAUGCUCUCUGCUUUCCUCAACAUCUUCUCUUCGUACAUCAGGAGGAUGAGGAAAACCAAGGAGGGCGAGGAUCUUUACAGCUGGUCUGAAUCUCAGGACCAGGUGUUUUUGCGGUGGACUACAGGAGAGACCGCAACGAUGCACAUCCUUGUCGUCCAUGCCAUGGUUAUCCUGCUGACUCUAGGGCCGCCCAAAGGAGAGAGUGACUUCUUUCAUCUUCUGGACAUUUGGUUUCCUGAUAAGAAACCUCUUCCCACUGCCUUCUUGGUCGACACAUCAGAGGAGGCACUUCUCUUGCCUGACUGGUUGAAACUCAGAAUGAUCCGGUCAGAGGUUGCCCGACUGGUUGAUGCAGCUUUGCAAGACUUGGAGCCUCAGCAGCUGCUGCUGUUUGUUCAGUCCUUUGGCAUCCCUGUGUCCAGCAUGAGUAAACUUCUGCAAUACCUGGACCAGGCCGUUUCCCAUGAUCCACAGUCACUCGAGCAGAACAUCAUGGAUAAGCACUACAUGGCACACCUGGUGGAGGUGCAGCACGAGCGAGGGGCCACCGGGGGGCACACUUUCCAUUCAUUACUGAGCUCCUCUCUUCCAACUGAGAGAGACUCCGCUGAUACAAGUAAGGUCAAGGUUACCGUGGAAACGCCCCACAGCUCUGUGAAAAUGAGAGCAGCCUCUCAGCUUCCUGUGGUCGGACCUGAAGAUGAUCUGACUGGAAUGUUGCUUCAGAUAUUCCCCUUGAAGGUGGACCCUCGCUGGCCUGGUCCGCCCCCCAGCCAGCUCUCUCUGGCCCUGCAGCAAGCCCUGGCCAAAGAGCUGAUGCGGGCCAAACAGGGCCAAGUCCAGCAGUGCAGUUUGGCAUUUCGCCUCCUUCAGGCCAUCGCUGCCCUGCUCACAUCUGCCCACGCAGGGCCAAUUGUCAUGUCAAUGCACCGCAGCCAUGCCCUCUCCUGUCCUCUCAUGCGCCAGCUUCACCUCUAUCAGCGCCUCGUGUCCCAGGACAUUUCUUUCUCCUCGCUGUUCCUCAAGGUCACAGUCGAGAUGUUAAUCUGGUUAGACAAUCCGACUGUGGAGGCGGGGCCUCUGAAGACUUUGCUCAGGUCCUUCGCUGGGCAGAGUUCCCACAAUCACAGGCACGCGGACGUGCGGACAGGUUUCCUCCACCUGGCUGAGGCCCUGGCGUAUCGCGGAGACACUGAGGUGCCGCUGAGAGCCAUCAUUGCGAUGCUGAAAGCUGGGGACAGAUGUAACGCAGAAGCAGAGCUCAUUGGCAAAGUGUUACACGGGCUGAUGGAAGUGAAGUCACCAUAUUUGGAGGAGCUACUGUCUCUGCUGAUGACUGUGGGUACACAGAACGGGACAGCCGGCCCUGUUGCUAUGGUGAUUUCCUUGCUGCUCCAGGAAAGUGAGGAGCGAGCUGUGAAGAAGGAAGUGGAUUCCAACAACUGUGAGGUGACAAAGUCUGGACUGAGCUCUGGGCUUCUCGUCGAUUGGCUGGAACAUCUUGACCCAGAAGUCACUUCGGUGUGUCCGGACCUUCAGCAGAAACUGCUGUUCACCCUCAACAAGGUUCGAGGCACCCCUGCUUACAGACCCUAUCUGCUGGCCUUGCUCACACAUCAGUCAAACUGGUCGACCCUCCUGCAGUGCAUCAGCGCUCUUCUCGGCAAGCGGCGAGACUACAAACUGGACCCAUCAUCAGCCCUGGAUUUCCUGUGGGCCUGCAGCCACAUCCCACGAAUCUGGCAAGGACGUGACCAGAAGAUCCCUCAAAAGAAAACGGAGAAGUUUGUGCUGCGACUCAGUUCGGAGGAGCUCAUCAGCCUGGUGGACCUGAUCCUGUCCGAGUCGGAGCUCAACAGCCAUGACUCGCAACAGUGCGACGACAAAAGCAGCGUGGACCAGGCCUCGCGCUCCCUCAUCCAGUCUCGGCUGCCCCUCCUUCACUCCUACUGCAACGGUGACCUCGAAAACAUCAAGAAAGUGUCGGAGUACCUCAUCAGCUGCACAAAGAAGCGGGAGGACAGGGCGAUGAGUAAGCGGUGCCAGAACUUGCUGCUGCAGAUCUACCUGCACUUUCCCGAGGUCAUUCAGCACGUUACUCUGCCUGAGGGCACCUUCAGCAGCGGAGGAGCCGCGGACGGCAGCAGCUGCAAGCUGGACAUCCUGGUGCAUCGCCUGGUCACGCUGCUCGCUGAGAUAGGAGACUCAAAGUCGGCCGAGAGUCGCGUGUCGGACGCCAACCUUGCCUGUAGAAAGAUGGCGGUGUCGCAUCCCGUCCUUUUGCUCAGACACCUGCCUAUGAUCGCGGGCCUCCUGCACAGUCGCAUUCACCUCAACAUGCACGAGUUUCGGCAGCAGAACCACAUGACCUUCUUCAGCAACAUGCUCGCCAUCCUGGAGCUGCUGCAGCCGCUCGUUUUCCACAGCGACCACCAGAGGGCGCUUCAAGACUGCUUUCUCUCCUUCAUGAAAGUCCUUCAGAACUUUCUGAGGACUCGUUACCCGUUGGUCUUCAUCAACAAAUUUCUGCAGUUCACACAGAAGUAUAUAACGCACGACGCAGCUGCCGCCAUUCCUUACCUACAGAAGCACUCUGACAUCUUACAGUGUCUGUGUGCAGAAAACCCAGACCUGGUGCAGCUGAAAUCUCUCCUGGCUGGACUCACUUUGCCAGUGACAAGUUCUUCUGCUGAGGACACAGCAGAGGAAAGAGAUGAUGACAUGUCCACUGGUUCCCUGCCCCUUGUCAGCAUAUCUGCCUCGGUUUCGCUGAGCACGGCCGACAUGACCAUGUAUCUGAAAAAGAUGUCGCGAGGAGAAGCCGUCGAGGAUGUGUUGGAAGUGUUGACAGAGGUGGAUGAUAAGUCCAGGAGGAGCCCAGAGAUCAUCCAGUACUUUAUUAACGAUCUCCAGAGACUCAUGGUUUCCCCAGAGGAGCUGUGUCGAAACAUGGCCUUCAGCCUGGCCCUGCGCUGCAUGCAGAACAACCCCUGCCUGGCAACGGACUUCCUGCCAACAUUCAUGUACUGCAUGGGCAGCGGCAACUUUGACGUGGUGCAGACUGCUCUCAGGAACCUUCCAGAAUACGUGCUUCUCUGUCAAGAACACGCAGACAUCUUGCUCCACAAAGCAUUUUUGGUCGGUAUCUACGGACAAAUUGACACCAGUACAGUGAUCGCAGAGUCUAUGAAGGUUCUUCACAUGGAAGCGACAACAUAACACGUUUACUGAUGAAUAAACGUGUCAUUCAUUCUCUGCAUUCCCAGGAUAGAUAUUAUUAUUAUUAUUAUUUUUUUUUUUAAAUGUUGCCUUUUCGUGAAAACAUUGCUCUUAUUUGAAUACAGCAGAUUAUAGAAAUCUGCGGCUCUUUUCUUCGGCGCUUCAGACUAAAGUGAACUGGAGCCACCAGUAGUGUCAUAAUUAACUCACUUCAAAGACGAGUAUUAAAUCUCCCCUUAAACGAGUUGGAAAAUGUAAUAAUGAAAACUGUGAAAUUACUAUUCACAUUAUAAAAUCACAAUUAGUGCAGUAAUCACUCAUUAAAGGGUGGAAAUUGUUUUAAACUGAUAAUGUAACAAUACUUUUCAACGGUAAUGGAAAAACUGAAACCGUGUUAUCGGUUUUCUCUGCGUAAUUUACAGAGCGGUUUGUUUGAAUAAUUGUAAAAUAAUAAAAAAUUGAUUAUAUUACAAAUAUUAAACCCAGCAUUUCAGUUGAUUUACAGGGAGAUUUGUUUGUGUCAUAAUUUGAAUUUUUUUUUACAAUAUUCACAUGCAUUUUUAUGAGCAAUUUUCUAAAUUUUGAGUCGGAAUACAACAAGAAAUAAUGUCACGAUGCUUUAUCUGUUACUAGAACACGAGCUGUGAGCCACUCUGGGCUGAACUGAAUAAAAUAAUGUUUGAAAAAUGA